This is a messenger RNA of Ostreococcus lucimarinus CCE9901, 1047 nucleotides long. RefSeq lists its product with no specific name. The record is from RefSeq and is a predicted model, not a curated record. Bases 1 to 1047 code for a protein of 348 amino acids. The transcript is spliced from 2 exons. Lineage: Eukaryota; Viridiplantae; Chlorophyta; Mamiellophyceae; Mamiellales; Bathycoccaceae.
AUGCGCGCGCGCGUCGAUGACAUUUUACGCGCGCAGCCUACGUCGCAGAGUAUCCCCGCCGAAGUCGUCGCGUACGAACUCAAGCGACUCAUCCUCGAGCUCGACGAAAACGUCCACGACAGCGCGCGCUCGUCAACCUGGCCGUCCGUCCGUACAUUUUUCGUCGACUCUCUGCAGUUGAUCGAGUCGUCCGAGCCCGCGCGACGGGUCGCUGAAGCGUUGCGCGAUUUGGAAGCGAGCUUUCUGAUCACGUCUCAAAAACAGCAAUGGCUCGACGGCGAACGCGAGGAUUGGCUUGAGACCGUGCGCCUAGUUGCACGAGUGGUUGAUCGACCGUUGAUGACUUUUGGGUUACUGAGAGUGAUUGGUUCUUUGCUGAACGAUCUGGCGAUGUCGCUGAAGGAGGGUUCGUUCGUGCCGGCGUUCACGCGCCCUCGGACAGCCGUCGAUGCGACGAGGAAAUCGUUGUGGCACGCUCGAGUGGAGGCGAUCUUGAUCAGUGGUAUCGCGACCGACGAGCGCGACGCGCGCGUGCUCGAAGAGCGAUACUUUAGCGACGUGUUGCGACUACGCGCGCCCGAGGCGAGCGAACAGCCGGUUUUGUUGAACGCCACGCGGUUCGUCGCGCCGAUGCCUCGCGAAGAAACUCGAGUUCCCGCGGAGCGGGAACGCGAGCUCAGACUCGCGCAGUCGUACAACUUUUCUACGGAUGUACUUAUACGAAGACAGGAGACUCGACGGCGAUGUGCGCCACGAAGGCUCAUGAUUAGCGAUGAGGACGAAGAUGAUCCUUACAGCGCCGUCGGCGGCGACGCGGAAGAGCUUGAAAGACUUCGCGGCGAGGUCGCUCGAUUGCAAAUCGAACGCGAGCAAGAGGUAUUGUGCACGAUUUGCUACUCGAACAAGCGUGACACUGUCGUGUGUCCGUGCUUACACUUGAUGUAUUGCAGCGCGUGCAUCGCGCGACUUCGAGACCAGGGAGGGAGCGAAGCGCGGUGUCCACAUUGUCGAUGCGCGAUGACGGGGUUGUUGCAAAUAUUCUCGUGA